Molecule: messenger RNA, 456 nt
Organism: Trichoderma virens Gv29-8
Lineage: Eukaryota; Fungi; Ascomycota; Sordariomycetes; Hypocreales; Hypocreaceae
Exons: 1
Coding region: 1-456 (151 amino acids)
Source: RefSeq, a predicted model, not a curated record
AUGAAAUUCUCAACCACUCAACUUCUUGCCACUCUUGGUUUUGCGAGCUAUGUCGCAGCCGAUUUCCACGUCCUGACAGGACCAUGCUCCAUUGCCCCUGGAUGGGGUGGCAGUCUCGAGGACUACGCCGUUGCUUGCCCUUCCAACUACUAUAAUUGCAACUGCAUGCUCAACGGAGACCGUGCUGGCCAUGUCAUCUCUGGCCAAACCCCAAGAUACGGCAUUCACAAUACUGGAUCCAACUAUUUCGAGCUCAGCGGCAUGUGCGGUGUGGGAAACAUGAACUUUUAUCUCCAAGGCGAUGGCACUUGGUUGUUCUACAUUGCUGGUGGAGACGGUACCGUGCAAGGCCAAUGUUGGCCUGGUGAUAACAGCAUCAAGGACUGCAACGCCUUCAGUGCUGCUUGUAGCUUGAGCAACAUCUUGGUCUGCUAUUCAUACAUUUGCGAGCCAUGA